GGCAGGGAAGCCUGCGGAAGGCGGAAGUGUGCGCUGAGAGGCGGUCGUGAAGAGCGGCCGAGGUGGCCCGGGUCGGUCUCUGGCUGCGCUUCCGCGUCUGGGCGCCGGGACACGGAGGCGGCCGGCGACAGCGAGUGGGGGACGAUGCCGUGAGGCAGCCGCAGGGCCUGGCGGGGUCUGGAGGUUGACCGUCCCCGCCGCCUUCGCGCGAGGCCGCCGCCUCCAGGCAGUCGCCCGUCCGUGUCAGGGUCUCGCAUCCCCGGUGCUCCCAGGGCCUCGGACCGGGGCGCCCGGGCCCUAAGCCCCGCGCGAUGACCGCGGCCGCCGCCUCCAACUGGGGGCUGAUCACGAACAUAGUGAACAGCAUCGUGGGGGUCAGUGUGCUCACCAUGCCCUUCUGCUUCAAACAGUGUGGCAUCGUCCUGGGGGCCCUGCUGUUGGUUUUCUGCUCUUGGAUGACGCACCAGUCCUGCAUGUUCCUGGUGAAAUCUGCCAGCCUGAGCAAACGGAGAACGUACGCGGGCCUGGCGCUGCACGCCUACGGGAAGGCGGGGAAGAUGGUGGUGGAGACCAGCAUGAUCGGGCUGAUGCUGGGGACCUGCAUGGCCUUCUACGUUGUGAUCGGCGACUUGGGGUCCAACUUCUUUGCUCGGCUCUUUGGGUUUCAGGUGGUCGGCACCUUCCGCAUGUUCCUGCUCUUCGCGGUGUCCCUGUGCAUCGUGCUUCCGCUCAGCCUGCAGAGGAACAUGAUGGCCUCCAUCCAGUCCUUCAGCGCCAUGGCCCUCAUGUUCUACACCGUGUUCAUGCUUGUGAUCGUGCUGUCCUCCCUCAAGCACGGCCUGUUCGGUGGGCAGUGGCUGCAGCGCGUCAGCUACGUGCGCUGGGAGGGUGUCUUCCGCUGUAUCCCCAUCUUCGGCAUGUCCUUCGCCUGCCAGUCUCAGGUUCUGCCCACCUACGACAGCCUGGAUGAGCCGUCGGUGAAAACCAUGAGCUCCAUAUUUGCCUGCUCCCUCAACGUGGUCACCGCCUUCUACGUCACGGUCGGCUGCUUCGGCUAUGUGAGCUUCACCGAGGCCACUGCGGGCAACGUUCUGAUGCACUUUCCCUCCAACCUGGUGACGGAGAUGAUGCGAGUGGGCUUCAUGAUGUCCGUGGCCGUGGGCUUCCCGAUGAUGAUCCUGCCGUGUCGGCAGGCCUUGAACACACUGCUUUUUGAGCAGCAGCAAAAAGAUGGGACCUUUGCUGCUGGAGGCUACAUGCCGCCCCUGCGGUUCAAAGCCCUCACCUUCUCAGUCGUGUUUGGAACCAUGGUGGGUGGAAUCAUGAUCCCCAACGUGGAGACGAUCCUGGGCCUCACGGGCGCGAUGAUGGGAAGUCUCAUCUGCUUCGUCUGCCCGGCUCUGAUCUAUAAGAAAAUCCACAAGAACACCCUUUCCUCCCAGCUGGUGUUCUGGGUUGGCCUGGGCGUCCUGGUGGUUGGCACACACACGACCCUGUCCGUGAGCGAGGACGCCCCCGUGGACUUGGCCGAGGAAGCCCCGGCCGGCCGGAUUGAAGAGGCCGAGGGCAUCGUAAAGGCAGAGGCGGCUCGGCUCCCAGGGCCGGGAACGGCUGCCUGCCUGUGCGGGACAGCAGGAUGGAGAGCUCAGAGCCCACCGCUCGGAGCGCUGACAGGCCUGAAUCCAGGCGUGGACACGGCCGCGGACGGCCGAGAUAAGCCGAAGCUGCCCAAUGAGAAAGAUGAGAUGGAGCAGGCCCAGAUUAAGGGCCCCGUGGACGCGCCCCAGAGGGAAGGUGCCAAGGAGAAGCAGGAGGAGGCGCAGCUGGACCGGCCGGGCCGAGGUGUGGCAGCACCCGUGGGCGAGGCCCACCGCCACGAGCCCCCUGUCCCUCAUGACAAGGUGGUGGUGGACGAGGGUGAAGACCGAGAAGAGCCAGCGGAGAAUGAGCGUUCGUCCAAGCACGUGGAGGAGAAGGCUCCAGGGGGCAAGGCUCAGAUGGCACUGCCUCUGCCAGAUUCGGAAAGAGAGAGACCCAGACAGGACCAGGUCUUAGAGGUAGCAGGGGGUCUCCCUGAAGACCCCUGGAAGGUUCCAGAAGGCAAUGGUCAGCCAGCUAUCGAGCCCGUGAAGGAGGACCAGGGGCCAGGCGACGGGGGUCUGCAGCCAGGGCCCCAGGCAGUGCCACCCGAGGGGCAGGACGCCCCAGCAGCUGGUGCGGCGGAGAGAGCCGGCGGGGACCCGCUGCCGGGCCGGGCUGCAGGCGCCGCGGGCAAGCUGGUGGACAAGAGUGAGCCCGGUGGGAAGGCCGCCCUCCCGGUGAAGCUGGCCCCCGAGGCCGGGCCGCAGGCAGAGCCGCAGGAGCAGGGGGAUGCGGAGGGCCAGGCCGGAGGCCACGCCGGCAGCAAGCUGGAGGCCGAAAUCAAACAGAUAGUAGCAGAAGCCGGCCGUGCGGAGAUGCUGGACCAUGCGGUCCUCCUGCAGGUGAUCAAGGAGCAGCAGGUGCAGCAGAAGCGGCUCCUGGACCAGCAGGAGAAGCUGCUCGCGGUGAUCGAGGAGCAGCACAAGGAGAUCCGACAGCAGAGGCAGGACGGCGAGGACGCCGAAGCGCAGCCAGAGCCUGGGGUGCCGGCGCCCAGAGGGAAGGAGCAGGAGACCCAGGAGGGGCAGACCGCGGACCACCCCCCGCAGCAGCCUGUGGAACUUGCACUCGGAGCCCCCGGGCGUUUCCCCGCUCCGCCCCAGGGCCACGGCCCGGGCGCCUUGGAGGAGCCCAAGUCGGCUGUAGGCAGAGCUCCAGCGGGUCCUCCUGGCGCUGCCGACAUGGAGCCCCGGGCGGCCCAGGCUGACCUGAGGGAAGGCCAGCGGGGCGCUGUGGCCCAGGCAGCUGGCGCUGGCAUGCCGGAGCGGGUGCCCGUGCCGGACCCUGCCGAGGGGCCCAAGAGCCCAGAGAAGCCCGUUGCUGGUGAGCUGCCCGAACAGGACACUUUCGGCAGAAGCUCCCACGAAAGGAAGAAAUCCCGGAAAGAGGUGGCCCCCAGUGCCAGUGCUCAGGAAGCGGGUGUGCUGGGGGUGAGGGAGAAUGGCGACCCUCAGGUGAGGUCCCAGCCCGUGAGCCGAGGCCGGGGACCCGCAGGCCUGUCCAGCAGGUCAGGAGGAGCAGCCCCCGGGGCCCAGGCUGAGAUUCGGCAGCUGGAACACCGGGCUGUUUCUGUUGGGACUCAGGGUGGGCAGCAGGGCGCUCACCUGGAGGCCAGAAAGGAGGCCAUCGCCGGGGACCGUGCACGUGCUCUGGGGGAGGACACUGCCGUCCAGGAGCCGGAGCGGAGGCAGAACCCUGAUCCGGGGCCCAUCCCUGGGGCUCAGAAGCUAGAACAUGCCAAAGCCAACCGAGACCUCAAAGUCCAGGCCGGUUCUGACCUUAGGAGGAGACGGCGGGAUGUGGCUCCUGGGGCAGGCGGGGACCCGGCCCCAAGGGACAGGGUCAUCAUCAGCUUUAACCCUCUCCCAGACGUUCAGGUCAAUGACCUCCGUCGUGCGCUGGAGACCCAGCUACACCAGGCCGCGGGGGGUGCCUUGUGGGUGGUCCACGGCCGCCAGGUAAAGCAGCUGGUGGGAGCCCCAGAGGAGCCCUGAGCGGCCACCAGCGGCUGCUGUCCUCUGUUGGUGGGUCUCAGUGGCCUGUCACCGCAGCCUCGCUGUCCAGGCGGCCCGUGCCUUCUCCGUCCCGCAUCUUCAGCUUGUCCGAGUGACCGAGCUCAGCAGGUCCCAGAUGACGCAGCGGCCGGCUGGGGAGCACGGCCCUGAUACGGACACGGGCUGCCCUGAGAGCCCGCUGCACGCCAGGCUCCCGCUUUCUCCAGUCGUCACAAGCGAGACGCUGCGAGGGUUGCAGAGAACCACGGCGAGCUCAGCCCACGCUCACCUCGCUGGACGCAGCUUCAUGGCUACGGGUGUCUCGAGGGUCAGAGCCACCCGCCGCGCGCCCGCCUUGGCCCCUGUCACAGCCCCUCUGCUCUCCAUGUUCCGUCUGCUUUUCUAAACCAUAAAGUUGUUUACGAAUUAGAAA
Messenger RNA from Mustela erminea (ermine), 4068 nucleotides. It is a transcript of the gene SLC38A10, whose product is annotated as solute carrier family 38 member 10. Gene Ontology annotation, biological process: amino acid transmembrane transport. The transcript is spliced from 19 exons. The record is from RefSeq and is a predicted model, not a curated record. Lineage: Eukaryota; Metazoa; Chordata; Mammalia; Carnivora; Mustelidae. Bases 312 to 3635 code for a protein of 1107 amino acids. Gene Ontology annotation, molecular function: amino acid transmembrane transporter activity.